AUGGUUGUUAUAUUACGUCCUGCCAGUUGCUGUGAGCUCUGGGUAAUUUUGACCUUAUGCGACUAGUGGAGGUGUCUUUCUCUGUUGUGGUAUCUUAGUAUGUAUAUAAUAAAGUAGCCGUAUGAAGAGCGGUCAUGCAUUCCUCAGAAGGACUCUGGCAGAUUCAAGAUCGCCUCUACAAGAGUUCUCAGGUGACUUGGUGAGCUUGACACGGGCGGAAGUCGCUGCGAUGCCUCGAAUCCGGCGAAGGAUCGUCCUCCUGGAGGACGUCAUGGACCACAACGGGGCGCGAUGAAGUGGCAGGUGGCGUUGCUACUGCUGUGUGCCGUCGUCCAGGCAAAGGCGCCGGACACAUGCAAUCGGCACCGCAAGGUACUCACAGACUCCUGGGGAAUCAUCACUGAUGGGAAUGACAACUACCGUAACGACUCCCACUGCGAAUGGCUCGUUCAAGCAAGUUCUUCGAAGUCAUGGAUAACGUUGAAGUUUCAAGAGAUGGAUACCGAGUGCGCCUAUGACCACGUGUUUGUCUACGACGGAGACUCUUAUGACAGCCCUCUUCUAGGAAGCUUCAGUGGAACCGCGCUGCCUCCAGUUGUUACCGCCUCUUCCGGAUCGAUGCUGGUUCUUUUGUACAGCGACACCAACUAUGUCCUGAAGGGAUUCACUGCGGAAUAUUCCAUCACGGAGUGUCCUCUCAACUGUAGCGGAAAAGGCAGUUGCACAAAUGGUGCUUGCGACUGCACUGCCCCCUGGUUGGGCGUCGACUGCUCUCACAGUCCGUGCCCCGAGAACUGCAACGAAAACCUCUCCCAGGGGAACUGCUCCAGCGCUGCCGAGCCCCAACCUUCCUGUCGCUGCUCGCCCGGAUUCUCGGGCCUGUCGUGCAGCCUCCCGGACGUCCCCAGCGACUCCGCGGUCGGAUGGCACCUGCUCUCCCGAGAGCUACCCCCGCGUGCCGGUCACUCGGGGCUCUACGUCCCCGACACGGACCAGCUGUACAUCUUCGGCGGGCGGUCGUUCGACCGGGUCUUCGGCGACUUUGUGGUCUACAACUUCAACGAGAGCGCGUGGCGCAACCUCUCGGACCUGACGCCCCGCCCGUCCGCGAGGUGGGGCCACGCGGUGGCGCUGCACGGGCUCACCCUGGUCCUCCACGGCGGUGAGACGGCGGACGGAUCGCUCUCGUCCGAACUGUGGUACUACAGUGUGGUGAAGCGCGAGUGGACGUUGGAAAAUGCGGAAGGCGAUCUCCCUCCGCCGGUCGCCAUGCAUUCGCUGACCGUCGUCGACGAGAGGUGGCUCUACCUCUUCGGCGGACGGACAAACGGCGGAGCGUUUCUCGGCUCCCUCUUCCGGCUGGACCCCCGGUCCGGAUCGCCCUGGGAGAGGGUGAGAGACGGGGGAGGGGGUCCCCGCCUGGUGGGGCACGCGGCCGUGUACGACGCGGACUCUCGCUCUCUCCUGGUUCACGGCGGAGUGAUAGUGGACUACGCGCGCUUCAGCAAGUUGAGCGCCGCUCUGUGGGCGUUUGGCGUGGACUCCAGCAGGUGGACGAAGCUGGAGCCGGCCAGGUCCGCCGGGGACCCGAUGGAACGGGCCUUCCACGCGGCCGGGGUGGUGGGCGAUUUCCUGCUGGUUGUGGGAGGUUACAUGCACAGACAUUCGAAAGAAGAGAAGUGUUUCGACGAUGCUCUUUACCUGUACGACCUCCACUGUCACAAGUGGGUGCCUUUUCAGCAGAUGGCCGGAGAAUCGAUAGCCAAGUCGCGUCGAUCCGGCCCCGCAGGCCUGCACUCUCAUGUGGCUGCCUUCAGGCGGGGCCACACGUUGAUCGUCCUGGGUGGGUACCGUGGCCUCAUGACCUCCGAGCUGUGGGCACUCCACCUCCCGGCUUCCAUCACCAGGACAGAUUGGGCGACAUGUGUUCGGUACCGCAUGAAAGUCACGUGCAAAUCAAACCCUGCCUGUGCCUGGUGCACCGACUCCAAAAUGUGCCUGGAUCGCCGGAGAAGUGAGGACUGUCCAUCGGGACUGUUUGGGAACUGUCCGGGACUGUGUCCCGCCUUGACUGACUGCCAGUCGUGUAUGGCGUGGGGCCAGGCAGGCCAGGCUAAUGCCAUCCGCGCCACCCGCGGGGGCCCUCGCGUGUGCGGCUGGUGCGUCGAGGCGUCCAGGUGCCACCCCAUCUCCGAUCCUCCAGCUGUUUGCCGUGGCCAAGAGGAAGGAUACUGGGGCCCUCAGGGCCACAUCCUGUCCUCCCUGCCAGAAUGCCGCACUCUCGACUUCCGUCCGGGGCUCCUUCUGCUUCGUUACCGCUAUCCUGCCAAUUUGUCUCAGCCAGAUGAGGUGUCUUACGUAAACAGCACCAAGCAGUCGUUGGUGUUUGUCGCCGAGACGCAGGACGACCACAGCCAGGACGGCGGGGAGCACAUGGGACGUCUGCUGGGGUUCCUGCAUCCGUGGGGGGUUCGACUUCCCCCAGCAGAGCCCCUGCGACUUUUUCUGAGUGCCUCCGAUGGACGUGCGGUUUUACGUCUCAGUCUCGACGACCAGCCUCAACACUUGGAGGUGGUGGGCAACCGAACCUCACACGGGCUGAACAGGACGGAGGCCAUGCGGCCGGGCGGACGACACCUGCUGCCCCCUACCCCGAGAGAUCGGUACCUGCUGGAUUUUCGCCUUUACGUGCCGGCCAAGUUCUGCCACAAGGCCUGCGACAAGAAGAUGCUGCUCGAGUGGAACGCCGUCAAUGCACCUUCCCUGAUCCCUGUGCAGUACCUGGAGCCCUACCUGAAUGGCCUCAGUUGCAGCAACCACACCAACUGUAUGGCCUGCUUGAGUGACGCCGCCUGCGGCUGGUGCCGUUCCUCGGGUACCUGCGUCCCCCGCAGGGAACUCCCGGGGCACGCCUGCGCCUCGACGACCCGGAAUCCCGAACUGCUCGUGCUGGACCCUGCGCACUGCAUCUCCUGUUCCACGUUCAUCUACUGCGAGGACUGCGUGUCUGGCCCAUCAUGCGAAUGGAUCGUGGAAGGUGCCUACUGCAUCCGCAGAGGCCGUUCGGACGUUGCCGUCAGGCGGAAGGACCACUGUCCAGUUCCCUGCCAUCGGCGAGAGGGCUGCGUUUCCUGCCUCGGUGACCCAGGACGUUGCGCCUGGUGCGAGCAGACGCAGAGUUGCUUCCUCUUUUCCACAUACACGACUUCGUUCAUGUUCGCUGGCUGCAGGGAAUGGGUGGACGAAGACCAUUUAAAUCCCAAGGGAGCCAGGUUCGCUGGUGGCCAGUGCCCCAACUGUUCAGCACUGGGUGACUGCGGGAGCUGCCUGCAGAAACUGGGGUGCGGAUGGUGUAGCAGUGAUCACAACCCUUCCGUUGGUGUCUGCGUGCCCGGGAGUUUUGCUGGGCCAACACAAGGCAACUGCAGUAGAUGGGCGGAGAAGCUGGGCCACGAGUCAACCUCGUGGUCGUACGCUCGCUGCCCCAACGUUGACGAGUGCAAACUGGGCAUGGCCAGGUGCCACGCCGACGCCACCUGCGUGGAUGACGCGGAGGGCUACCACUGCGUCUGCAACGAGGGUUUCAAGGGGGACGGAAACACGACCUGCCUCAAGACGUGCGCGGAGCCCUGCGUCCAUGGUUACUGCUCGGAGGCCCCGGACUUCCGCUGCCUGUGCGCGCUGGGUUGGACGGGGUACCGCUGCGACAUCGACUGCGGAUGCCACAAUCACAGCCGCUGCGAUCGAGGUGUCGACAUAUGCGACCACUGCCAAGAUCUCACUGAAGGAAAGCACUGCCACCUGUGCAGGAGAGGCGCGUUCGGCAACGCCACAACACCCUUCGGCUGCCGUAAGUGCAGCUGCAACGGGCACGGGGACGACGCGGCCGGUACCUGCGACCCCCGUACGGGGCACUGCAGGUGCCUGCACAAUACCGAGGGCAAGCACUGCGAACUCUGCAAGCCAGGAUUCUUUGGAGACCCCAGGAACAAGGGCCGUUGCUACAAGGAUUGCUCCCCGAAAGGCAGGAUUCAGGUGGAGGCCCCCGGGGGUCUGGGAAGUCCCCUGUUGGCCAGACCUAUGCGCUCCCCGCACUGCCUCUGGAUCUUGGAAACGGGCUUGGGGAGAAACUGCAGUAUUGAGCUGACCUUGCUCCCCGGUCUGCACAUCCGCUGCCCGGAGAACCACGUCUACAUCUACGACGGCCUACCUCCCUUUGUGCGCGCAAACGGCGGCACACGCGGUAACCUUCUGGGGGCCUUCUGCGGGACCAACACCACGGCGCCCGUUGUGGUGACCUCUUCCGGGGCGCAGCUCUCCGUCUACUUCCGCAGGAGCCGUCGGCAAGAGCAAGGUUUUAACGCCACCUUCAGGCCGGUGUCUCGAUCGGCCUCGUGCCCUCUGCCCAGUGUGGCCAGGUCGCGACCCUGUCGGUGUUCGGCAUCUGCGCUGCAGGGUUCCUGCGAUGAGGUAUACCGUGUCUGCCGCUGCAAGAAUGGCUUUAGUGGCUCCGACUGCAGCGUUCCUCUCAGACCACAGCAUCUCUCUUGGGAACUGCUCUUUGACUUUACCAGGGUAGCUCGGGCAGACACCGCCGUUCCGGACGUCCAUUUUGGCCACUCCCUUUUGGCACUGGAGCCCAACCAGCUGUGGUUGUUUGGAGGCACAGCAUCCAUGACAACAGACAGCGACACGCUCUACGUGUAUUUCGCUUACGAUGGACGGUGGAACAAGGUUCUUCCACAGAACGGAGGGCGAAGGACUCCUCCGGGACGAAGGUUUCACGGGGCAGCAAUGGUGGGGAGGGACAUGUAUAUCUUUGGAGGCAUCAACAGCACAGGGGUCCUGGGAGACUUCUGGAAGUUCUCUACGCACAGCUACACCUGGACGGAAGUGAUGACCUCACCGGACGUUCCUGCUCUGGCUGGGCUCACCCUGACCAGCGUAGGAGAUGAGUGGCUCGUUCUCGUUGGAGGAUUCUCGCCGAAGGAUGGCUUCCAGGAGAAGACGCUGACGUACGGACUCACCACCGGUGAAUGGAAGGUUCUCAACACCAGUGGCACGGUCCCCAUUGGCAUCUACGGCCAUACAAGCAACUACCACGCACCCACCAAGAGCAUCUACGUCUUCGGCGGCGUAGUGUACGACGUCGACCACACCGUGGUGUCGGGCACGCUCUACGCCCUGCACUUCCCCACCCGUCGCUGGUCCAGGCUGCCCCCCGACGAACGCGCGAACCCCGUCUACUUAAGGGUGCCGGCACGCUACUUCCACGCUUCGUCCAUCACGGAACGUUCCCUGUUCGUCGUGGGGGGCCGUAACGGAAGUGGAGAUGCCAUUCUGGAGCCCUUUGCCUACGACUUCUUCUGCAAUCGCUGGGUCUCGUUAGAGGACCCCUACAUCCAGCACUUGGGCGGCAUCCCAGACCCUGUCUCUGGCGGCGACAUUGCUCACCUGGGCGGCCAUCUGUACAUGUAUGGAGGAUCGAGCGAGCGUCCACGCGGGCUCCUGUACCGGCUGACAGUGCCCAACGACAUAUGCGUGCUGUUCUCCGGCGCAAGACUGGGAUGCCUACGUCACGUGGGUUGUUCCUACUGCUCUGUUCAAGACUCUGUCGGGAACCACACACACUGCUACUCGAGUUCUUCCCCUACGCCCUCGAGUUGUACACACCACCAGGGCACGCUGGAAGUGGCACCAGGCAAGGUGUGCGACGCUGCCUGGUUGGACAAUCGCAAUUGCAUCCAGUACGAGACGUGCGAGGACUGCCUGGCAUCCUGGCCCAUUCACCCAGAAGCCCAGCACGCCUGCGAGUGGUGCACGAGCUGCCGCAAAGGCCACUGCGUGCGUGCAGGACAGUCAUCCCUAUGCGAACAAGCGGUGGACUGCGAUGGUCCGCAGCCGCCCCUCGUGGCCGACCCUGGCCAGUGCCCCCUGCGAUCCUGCCUGGCUUCAGAAUGCGAAAAGUGCAGGGACCUAGGAAAGUGCAUUUGGACGAGACAAGCUGUCCGCUCCAGCGAAUUGCGGCACACCCUCAACGUACGUCCCAUCUUCGACUGGACGUGCGUCCGUCGGGCGGUGAAGGAUGCCUCCAGUUUCCCGGUUGAGUCGAAUCCCCCUCGUCCCUGUCCCAUCCGCUGCUUCCAGCAUCCAACUUGCUCCUCCUGCCUCGCCAGCGUAGGAGGUGAAGGCGGCUGGCACCAGUGCUGGUGGAGCACCACGAGACAGGAGUGCCUCACACCCAGCUACGCAGCCCUGCGCUGUGAAGGGGGCGGCUGCGGCACGAUCUUGCAGGGCAGCACUUCCUGCGAUCCGCCCUGCCACGUACACCUGCAAGCGGCACAUUGCCUGGGCGACCCCCAUUGCGGCUGGUGUGGGUUUCGGGGACCAAGCCAUAACGGUCAUGGUGUCUGCAUGCGCGGAAACGCCCUGGGUCCCACGGGCGGGAUGUGUGCGGACGGGAAUGUCUUCAUAGAGGGUCAUCCGCUGCCGGCCAAUGUGUCCCAGCUGGUGCAGACAAUGGGCAGCCGAGUGGGAUGGUAUUAUUACGACCGACUGCCCGAGAACGAAUGCACCAAUGGCCACCACAACUGUCACCACGAGAAGGAGAAGUGUGUCGACCUGCCAGAUGGGUUCUCCUGCGAGUGCAAUGAGGGAUACGUUCUGGACAGUGCAAUGAAAGAGUGCAAGCCUGUGUGCAGCAAGGGGUGUGAACAUGGGGUGUGCGUCCACCCAAACAAGUGUCGUUGCGACUUUGGCUACGUCGGCUACAACUGCUCCCUGGCCUGCCAAUGCAAUGGACACAGUGACUGUGCGGGGCCCCACCUGUUGGACUUCUGUACAAAGUGCCACAACCACACCAUGGGCAAGCAAUGCCACCUGUGCGAGCCCUUCUACGUUGGCAACCCGGCCAAAGGGGGGCGCUGCAUCCCUUGCUUGGAAUACUGCCACCACCACACAAACAUCUGCGUCGAGGCCAGCCAGCUGGAACUCAACGAGUCGGCUGCACCCACGGACUUCCUCCAGUCCUUCCGGGAGAUAGAGCACGGGCCGACAGACUCUGCCGAGUGUCGCUUCUGCAAGAACAACACGACGGGAGCACAGUGCGAAGAGUGCAUGGAAGGGUACUUCGUUGCUGGAAAGAGCAUCGACCAGGGAUGUCGCCCGUGCGAGUGUCACGGUCACGGUUACACGUGUGACUGGCGCACAGGAGAGUACUGCAACUGCAUGAACAACACUGAGAACGACCGACAGUGCAGCCCUAAAAACAGCAAGAACAGCCCCACCCCCUGCUGGCACUUGCAGUGUUCCAAGUGCAAAGAGGGCUUCAUUGGGAAUCCCACAGACGGUCACCAGUGCUAUCGUACCAUGCGCCUGGAGACGGAAUAUUGUUUUGAUCCUGACACGCAAGAAUGCAAUUCAGGUCCAAAUCCACUUCCAGCCGGGCGCACCAUCUUCUUCGUCGUUCAUCCGCGUUACAUGAACGUGGACAUCCGGAUCAUCGUCGACGUCAUCCACGGUGCAGCCGACCUCUACCUGUCCAAUCGGGACGACACCUUCGUGGUCGACGUCAACCGCACGACCGGAGUUCACGCCGUCUCCGUAGAUACAAAGUACACAUUGAGCACCUCCGCAAUCGUCUUUGACAGAAAACGGAGGCACGUCCCUCGCAACGCCACAGAACACCUCGGCAGCGUCCUGUUGAUGCACGAAAAGCACGCGUCCACCGACGGGCCGGCGGUCUACGUCACGGUCCGCGAUCAACGGGAGGUGCUGCUCGUGCACAACCUGCAGAGCCGCCUGGUGAUCACCGUUCCGCAGCACGUGUUUGACCUGCGGACCACCAAGAUCUUCAUGGUGCUGGUGGGGACGGCCAGGGACUCCCCCCUCACCAUCGGCAACAUUUUCUUCCGCCAGGACCAGACCAGGAUCGACCUCUUUGUCUUCUUCUCCGUCUUCUUCUCUUGCUUCUUCCUCUUCCUGGCAGCGUGCGUGGUGGUGUGGAAGGUGAAGCGUGCGUUUGACGUGAGGCAUGCGCGCCGUCUGCAUGCGGCCCAGAUGGAGCACAUGGCCCGUCGUCCGUUUGCACGCGUCUGCUUGGGCGUAGACGACCGAGAUGUUGCGCCCUGUCGCAAAAAGAAGCGAGCGAGAGAUUCGCCCAAGGCGCUGGUGACUUUCAGCGCGGCGAGCGGCAUGCGCCCGGUCGCUGUGGAACCAACCGAGGACGGUGCAGCCGCAGUGACAACGUUGUUGGUGCAACUGCCGGGGGGACUCUCCGCCCCCGUACGCCUCUCGCUGGGCUCCGCGCUGGUGUCGGUGCGGGGCGGGGGAACGGGAUCGAGCGGGAUUCGGGCCGCCAUGAGGCGGAGGACGAGCCACGUCAACCUAUGACGCCCUCCGCCGUACUAUGACUGUUGUGCAAUUUUUUCGCGCUGAGAUUACGGAGGACUUUUUUUCUACCACGUGCCGCGACGUCUGCAAGUUAGAUAGACGAAAGGCUGCUCGGUUUUAGUCCGGCUUCUUGGAGAGGCUGAGCUGUGUGACAGUGACGGUUCACUAGUGUAGACUACUGUGUGUAGAAAAGCUCGGCUACUAACGGUACUACCACGGUACUACAACGCUACCAUGGUAGAGAGGACUCCGACCGAGGCUCUUCAUUUUGUUUACGUCAGGGCCUCUGUUGCCAGGAGGGUGUAUCGAAUUUCAUGUUGCGUGCAGGGUGCAUGAAGAAAAAUGCCGCCAUAUAGCCGUAGAACAAAUAUACAUCAAUUUACCACGUCUCCGCUAGGCAGUGUGGCGCAAAUCGUGAAGCAAUCAAGUUAGUUGCGAAGUUAGACAAAAAAAAAAUUGAGGUGUAUAAGUAGCUGCAUUGAAAUGUUGCACAGAAGGAGCAUGCAGACACACAAAACCGGCCACAAUUUCGAAGGCCCCAGCUGCGAUGCAAUUCACUGCUAUGCAGCAUGUGGGAGGCCGUCUCUUAACAUUUUUUUGUGCGGAACGUUCUAAUGCGGAUAACACCGACAAUCUUCUUAUCCGUUUCUUCACGCCGCUACAUUGCGUUUGGACGUUGGAGCGUGCGUCUACUUUUUGUUGAGACUUUAGGGUUCGUUUUUCAGAAUGCCAUCCCAUGCACUUCGAGCAAGUUUAUAUACAUAGAAACUACGCAUUACAUUUUAAGCUGGCAUCCACUUCAAAUUGAAGUUCGUUAGAUCUGAAAAUUUGACGCGACAUAAUUGCUCCGCCCCGUCAGCGAACCCGCACUUCAUUUUAUUUCGAGUUUUUUUACGUGGCUCGUACCAAGCGAGAGGUUGACGCUUUUAUACGAUUGGCCACCAUUUUUCCAGAUUUUUUGUGAUAUUUUUCCGUUUGGCUUUCACGGACGCCACCAAUGUGGACCACUCAAGGGAAAACCGUGGUGUCGAACAUUGUGGUGCCGAGAUGGGGCAAACUUUGUACCUUAUUCUUGUUGAAUUUACAGAUAUUUAUAAGCUAGCAUGCUUGCACUUUUUGUUCCUAGUCUCGUUGUCGUUGAACCUAGAAACGUGUCUUCGCGUUAUGUGUGUUCGUUCGUUCUGUAUGCUUUUAGUCGGUGCCAAAGUUUGCGACAACUGGGACCCAAGUUUUACGGUCGAUCAAAAAACGUUACUUGAGGUAGAUGAUUUCCUGGCUGUCAUCGUUACGUCUGCAAUCACGUGUAAGACCCAUUUUCAUUGCCUUCUAGCUUCAGUGACUAGAAAGUAGUGAGGAAAUUACUUUUGAGGCAUAAAGUAGGUUGCGUAGAGACUCGUCAUGCUGUGGAAAUUAAGGCCAACACUUUGCCCGCUUUUAUUAUUAGACGAGAAUGCUAACGAAGUGGUGCCGUAGCUAAUUUUCCUGCUGUCGUUCUGCAAGGAAAAGAGAAUGACGCAGCGAAAGGAAGACGCCACGUGCGAGAGAUCUGUGAGAACGAAAUUGUGUACUUUAAAAAGGUGUUUGCAUCUGUACAAAAAACCACAAUAGAAAUAUGAGAUGUGGCUAUAGACAUUGCUUGUAGCAAGUGUUACGACCGUCAUAGUCACACUCGAGUGUGAGCAAUAAAGGCUUAUACGAAGA
Messenger RNA from Ornithodoros turicata, 10092 nucleotides. RefSeq names its product multiple epidermal growth factor-like domains protein 8 (gene Megf8). Lineage: Eukaryota; Metazoa; Arthropoda; Arachnida; Ixodida; Argasidae. The record is from RefSeq and is a predicted model, not a curated record. Gene Ontology annotation, molecular function: protein binding; calcium ion binding. The transcript has 36 exons. The coding region runs from base 292 to 8391 and encodes 2699 amino acids.